Messenger RNA from Periconia digitata, 1938 nucleotides. The record is from the annotation of a GenBank genome assembly. NCBI's taxonomy places the organism in Eukaryota, Fungi, Ascomycota, Dothideomycetes, Pleosporales, Periconiaceae.
CCACCCUGUGGCCAUCACUAUUACUUAGCGCGAGUACUUUUAGCACCAGCAGCUACUCAAUCGGUGCCUCGACAGCUCUUCUACAACACACUCACAAUAGUCGUAGCACCAAAGCAGCUCAAAGCCAGUCUUGCCCAACGACAAGCUCUAACGACAAUGUGGUUCACUCUUGCAGCCAUCCUGGUCGGCCUCGUAGCCGCAGGACCUAUCGCAAAGGACGACAAGAACAACGUGAUCUACGAGGGCAUCGACCGCAAUGGCAUCGAGGUCUUCCUCGGGAUCCAAUACGCCCAGGACACGGGUGGAGCCAAUCGAUUCAAGCCCCCUCAGGCUUUCGUACCGGCUCAGGGCUCAAAGGUCGAUGCCACGAAAGCAGGUCUGCCUUGUCCUCAGCAAUUGGGCCAAUGGAACGCGCCCUUGACUCUUCUUAAUGUCACCGAGUUCUCCGAGAACUGCCUCAACUUGAAUAUUGCGAGGCCGCACUCAGAAAAGGCUGCUGUAGAGGGUGGACUGCCCGUCUUGCUCUGGAUUCAUGGUGGUAGCUUCUGGGUCGGAUCUAAUAUUGAGCCUACGCAUAUGCCUGAUGGCUUCGUUCGGGAAUCGGUUGAAGGUGGAACCCCAGUCAUGCAUGUCGCUAUCAACUACCGCCUUGGACUCUUCGGGUUCGCACAGUCUGCGGCUCUGCGGGAUCAGAAGAGCGAGAAUGCCGCUCUUCGUGACCAACGAUUUGCGAUUGAGUGGGUUAGGGACAAUAUCCAUGUAUUCGGAGGCAAUGGAAACAACAUCACCAUUGCCGGCCAGUCCAGUGGAGGCCUCGCUGUGGGCUUACAUCUGCUAGCAUAUGGAGGCACCAUCCCGCUCCCGUAUCAACGAGGCAUAGCCCAAUCCCAGGCCCUUGAGCCUGGCAUCGUCAAUGCGGGCAACGGCUUCACGCAAGUAGCCUUCCGCAAAGUCGUGGAUCACAUCGGCUGCAAGGAUGGCGCAAACUACGACAGUCCUCAAGUGAUUGACUGCCUCCGGGGCAAAGACACGUAUACUCUGUUCAACUCUUCGCUCGCCACUUACACAGGCGACAUCGCUCACAAUAUCGGCGACAUCUGGCUACCUUCAGUUGAUGGUGAUUUCCUCCCGGAAGCGCCAUCGCAGCUCCUCUCGAAAGGAAAGUUCGGAGACGCAACCUACAUGCUCGGCUGGGCCAACGACGACGUCAACUUCUACACCGACGUCACAAUCGCUAGCGCCGAUGCCGCGAAGAAUUUCAUACAGACAUAUGUCCCAACCCUCCCAAAUUCCGCAGAUCUAAACCUUGUUGACAUGUACAACAUCAGUGACUUCGCGCCACCAAGCGGCACCAACCUCACGGCUGAGUUCUACCGCGCGGCUCGGGCCUUCCGCGACAUCCUCAUGGUCUGCGAACCGCUUUACAUGGCCGAAGCCAUGCACAGAUUCGACAAGAAAGUUUACCUGUAUAAUUUCAACCAGACAAUUAUUGACCCCAUCCUCGCGGCCGUGUAUAAUGUGAGUGGCAUGGGCGUCGUGCACACGUCCGAGUUCGCGUAUAUAUGGGGUAAUCUAUCCGCGUAUAACGUCUCAGGGUACCCGUUCAAUCCUACAGACGCGGACGUGGAUCUGAUGCAUCGUGCGAGUCGCGCAUGGAGUCGCUUCGUGAGUACGGGGGUGGUGCAGGAGGUGCAGAAUCCGUCGGCCAAUAUCGACGGGGGGUUGAAAGGAUGGUUGCACGCGUUCUGGGACGCGAACGAUCCUCUUGCACCGCGGGAUUCACCAGGCUAUCCACAUGUGUUUACGAUUGGUGGACCGUCAGAGGGGCUAUUUCCCAUCGAUGGUCCUGACAGUCCUGAGGUAUGGAAGAAGCAGAAAAUGGUCGAGAAGUGUGGGUUUCUCAACACACCUUCGGUUGUGCGUCAACUCGGAUUCUAA